AUAGUUCCACUUGAUUAUACUAUUAUAUUCUGACAAGUGAUAGAAGAAGAAGAAUAGCUCAAAGAAAAUGGAUACGUUAGCGAACACAAAUUUAGAAAGUAAAACACCUUUGAUAGAGGUUGGUCAUGGUGAAGAAGAAACUAAGAAAAGGUGGUGGCAGAAAGUGUUGGACGUGGAAGAGGCCAAGAAACAAGUCUUGUUUUCCCUACCAAUGAUUCUUACAAACGUUUUCUAUUACUUGAUCACCUUGGUAUCAGUCAUGUUUGCCGGCCACCUUGGUGAGCUUGAGCUUGCUGGAGCCACUCUUGCAAACUCUUGGGCAACUGUCACCGGCUUUGCUUUCAUGGUUGGUUUAAGUGGAGCACUUGAGACACUAUGUGGGCAAGGGUUUGGUGCAAAAUUAUAUAGAAUGUUGGGGAUCUAUCUACAAGCCUCUUGUAUCAUAUCCUUCCUAUUCUCUAUCAUUAUAUCCAUCAUCUGGUUCUAUACAGAGCCAAUACUGAUCUUACUUCAUCAAGAUACUAGCAUCGCAAAGACCGCCUCUCCUUAUAUGAGAUUUCUCAUUCCUGGACUAUUUGCAUAUGGCUUUCUGCAGAACAUCUUGAGAUUUCUUCAGACACAAUCUGUGGUUAUGCCCAUUGUUGUAUUCUCAUUGAUACCAUUGAUUAUUCAUAUAGGCAUUGCAUAUGCUUUAGUGCAUUGGACAGGUCUUGGUUUCACAGGAGCUUCUUUAGCAACUUCAAUUUCAUUUUGGCUGUCAGUCAUUAUAUUGGCCAUGUAUGUAGUCUGCACAAAAAAAUUUAACCACACAUGGGAAGGAUUUUCAUUGGAUUCAUUCCAUUACAUUUUUACCAAUUUAAAACUAGCCCUGCCCUCUGCAGCAAUGGUAUGUUUGGAGUACUGGGCUUUCGAGAUUCUGGUUUUCUUAGCAGGACUAAUGCAAAACUCAGAAAUAACUACAUCUCUGAUUGCAAUGUGUGUGAACACAGAAACUGUUGCCUACAUGAUCACAUAUGGUCUCAGUGCUGCUGCAAGUACGAGGGUGUCAAAUGAGUUGGGAGCAGGCAAUCCAAACCAAGCUAAGAGUGCCAUGGCAGUUUCUAUCAAGCUCUCUGUCCUUCUAGCACUCACAGUUGUUUUGGCUCUUGGCUUUGGUCAUAACAUCUGGGCUGGAUUCUUCAGUAACAGCAAUGAAAUCAUACAAGAAUUUUCUUCAAUGACACCUCUACUUGCAAUUUCAAUAAUUUCUGAUUCUGUUCAAGGUGUCUUAUCAGGGGUGGCCAGAGGAAGUGGUUGGCAGCACUUGGUUGUGUAUGUUAACUUGGCAACUUUCUACUGCAUUGGAGUACCAAUUUCAGGACUCCUUGGUUUUACUUUGAAACUACAGGCUAAGGGUUUGUGGAUUGGCUUAAUCUGCGGUCUAUCCUGCCAAGCUGUCACCCUCUUGUUGGUUACACUGCGAAGAACAUGGGCUAAACUGGAUCUCUCCAAUAACAACACAAAUGGAUAUCCAGUUUUAGUUUAGAAAAAGGUCGUCAAGCAUUGUCAGUGAUUAGCAACACAGGCUACUUGGGUCUGUGACAUAUCUUGGGAGACAUAUAUGCAGUUUAUGCAUGAGAUUUUGCAGCUUCCUUCAAACAUUGCAACUACGGAUUUUUCCAUACACUGGCUCAAAAGAACAAGGUUAAAAGAAGGGUCAAUGUCCUUCAACAUAUUAAUCUGAAACUAGUGUUGUAAAAUACAAGCAUUUAUUUUCUCUUAGUUUGAGAUGUGUUAAAGGA
Messenger RNA from Quercus lobata, 1781 nucleotides. RefSeq names its product protein DETOXIFICATION 18-like. NCBI's taxonomy places the organism in Eukaryota, Viridiplantae, Streptophyta, Magnoliopsida, Fagales, Fagaceae. Bases 68 to 1525 code for a protein of 485 amino acids. Gene Ontology annotation, molecular function: xenobiotic transmembrane transporter activity; antiporter activity. Gene Ontology annotation, cellular component: membrane. The transcript has 7 exons. Gene Ontology annotation, biological process: xenobiotic detoxification by transmembrane export across the plasma membrane. The record is from RefSeq and is a predicted model, not a curated record.